Molecule: messenger RNA, 2588 nt
Organism: Cladophialophora immunda
Lineage: Eukaryota; Fungi; Ascomycota; Eurotiomycetes; Chaetothyriales; Herpotrichiellaceae
Exons: 2
Coding region: 118-1440 (440 amino acids)
Source: RefSeq, a predicted model, not a curated record
CCUCAUUCUCUCUCUCUUCUGUUGGAUCACUGAGAAGCAAUACGCCAGUGCCUCUGCUGCAAACUGUGUCUCCGAGCAACAAGUCAGCGGCGAGCGAGCGAGGGAGGCGGCUUCGUUAUGAGCGGGGCACUGGGCUCACGCCGACAUGACCACCUGAUAUUCUGCUUGCUGCUCCGGCUCGUCUCGGCCUACGCCUAUACGAUCCCGCAAUAUGUAAUCGACCACGCCCCGAUCGUCUGGCUUCAUUCCGACGACCCGUACAUGCCAAGUGACAUCCUGACGCAUGUGUUGCACACAAGUCCGAGGAUCGGCUCGGAGCCCAUCACCGAGGCGAUGCCGCUGGCCAAUCUCGAGACUCUGUCGCUGUUGAACAGACACGGCGGCAAGGACGGGACCGACGUCUUCUUGACGGCCGUCGACGACGUGGCCGCCUUCCCGGCCUGGGUUUUCGGCGAGGUGCCCGACGCGACGGGAUCUCUCCACAACUCCACGGCGUGUGCGGUCGUCGUGGUGGAGAAGAAGAAGGGUGCGGAUGUCGACCAGCAGGAGCCCGUGAGGUUGGACGCCUUCUAUUUCUACUUCUACUCGUGGAACGAAGGGGCGGACAUUCUGCAGGUCGUGCCGCCGCUGAACAAGCUGUUCCCGGACAGCAAGCCCGGCGAUCACUAUGGGAAUCACUUGGGGGACUGGGAGCACAACAUGGUCCGGUUCGAGGACGGGAAGCCGACGGGCGUCUACUUCAGCCAUCACACCAGCGGCGAGGCUUGCGCUUGGGAAGACGGGGCGUGCCUGUCCAAGCAAGGAGAGAGACCGGUCGUCUUCAGCGCCCGCGGGUCGCACGCUAACUACCCCUCGGCGGGAAGCCAUGUCCACGACGAAGCGCUCAUCGACAUCGCAGACAAGGGCCGGAUGUGGGAUCCCGUCAAGCUGGCCUACUUCUACCACUACGACCCUCAAACAGAGACCUUCGCCGCGGCAGACCCGGGCGCAACAGACCCAACCGACUGGCUGGACUUCAACGGGCACUGGGGCGACAAACAGUAUCCCGACUCGGACCCUCGCCAGGAGACCGUCCCGUACUUCGGGCUCAAGAAGUACAACAACGGGCCAAACGGGCCCAAGUUCAAGCACCUGGUGAGAAAAGGGCUGAUGCCUGACGGGAAGGAGAAGCCGAUCCUCAUGAAGACGCUGGUGCAUUGGUACAUGGCCAUGUACGGGUGCUGCUUGAAGGGCAUCAACCCUUGGGUGGUCGUCAUCUCGCUUUUGCUUGUUUUGGCCGUGGCGGUUGUUCUGUGCGUUUUCACGUUCCGGCGAGUUCGCCCACGACUGAAGGCGUGGAUCCUCAAGAGAAAGGCAGACGAAUCCAAGGACACCUCCGAAGUUCAGCUUCGACUGCUCGAUCCGGACGGGGGAGAAGCCGACGACGAACCAGAGGUAUAGAACCCGUUCACCGCUGCUGGACGCCGCCUCGCAGGCCAUUUGCUCUGUUAAUCAGGUUUUACCUCGCAAGAUCCUUCGAGUCUAGUGUCUUCCCGGCUUGAACAAUGUCGUGUUACACAACGGGUUGACCACCCUUGCAGCCGGCUAGCAUUUCGCUAGUGGGCAAUCAGAGUCCAGUUCCGGUGUCCCAGCAGAUUAUUCGCGGCUUGUCCAAUUCUGCGUUAUUCUCCUGUCGGAUGAUGGAGCCCGACAAGAUGUCCGGAUCAGCCUCUGACGCCGUAAGGACACCCGCCACCUCCGACUCCGGCUGGUUCCAAGUGCGAGGUCCCAUUCCUCGGAGCAACAGCUGGGUUAUCGCCAGUGCCUGGCUGAUGCCCAUCUCGUGUCCGAUUUUGUCGAGAGACAAGAUAAUCCAGCGCUUGAGAUCCGGGGUGGAGAAGCGGCAGCAAGCAACCAGAAACAGAGGCCACAAAAGGCUGUAGCCAGCAGCUAGAACCUUGUUCUCGCGACUGAUUCCAUCAGCUGCCGUCCAUUCGUUGGCGACGGCGAAGUGGUACGGUACGCUAGCGCAGAUGUCGGCCGUCAAAUCUCUGAGGAUGAUUUCACUGUGCCGUGCAACCUUGACAUGGUUGCGGGAGUUGUCGGCGAGGUUGCGGGCAUGCUGCUCCUUUUGCAAAUAGUCGAGAUGUUGCAUGAUGAUUUCGUGGAUGACAAAUCGCGCACCUCGCCAGUUGCCCCACAGGUUACUAGCGAAGAGAUCCUGGUAGACAUAGUAGUGGGAUGUGUAUGGUCCAUAUGUCGUGGUCGUCCCCCAUCUGCCUGUGGUGAAGAAUUUAGUAUACAUCAACGACGAGGGCAUACCCACGGCCCAAGAGGCGAGCUCCGCAUCCAGUGCUAAGGCCGCUCUAAUGAUCGCUCUGGGGUCGGUCAUAGUUCCUUGCUUCAUAUCCGCGCACAGUUUGGUCAACUGUAUGUUGAUAUUGGCCAAAUGGUCGCCGAAUCGGGAGAGGCCAUCCUCGAGAGCACAUGCUUGCUGUGAUAGUUGUCUCAGGACAGGAGAUGUAGGGCUCUCUCCAAAGAUAUUAUGUAUCAACUGAGCAGUUAGUGGCGAUGUAUACAAUAAAAAGGUCACGGCGGUCUGGGACUCA